CAGUGCGUCUGGCCGGCGCUUUAUAGCUGCAGCCUGGGCGGCUCCGCUAGCUGUUUUUCGUCUUCCCUGAGCUAUUUCUGCCUGGCGCUCCGCGAAGAUGCAGCUCAAGCCGAUGGAGAUCAACCCCGAGAUGCUGAACAAAGUGAGUGGCGUCUCGCGCCGUCUCUGGCCCCCUCCCCCGCGAGCGCCGAGGCGGGGGCGCCCACCGGCUCCGGCUGCUGGCAGGGACCAAGGCCGCCCGCUGCGCGCACCGGAGACGGCCGGGCUGGGGCGUGGGCUGGGCGCCCUUCCUGGGCCCCUGCAUUUAGCGGGUGACUCUACGAAACCGGUCACGGGGAGACGGAGGGGGCUGCGCCCCGUGGCAAGCGAGCGCCGGGCGGAGCUCCCGAGGGCGUGGCGCGGGCAGCACAGACUCUGCUGCACGGGCUUCGCGGGCGCCACGUGUGGGCCGCGCUUUGUGCUGUGUCAUUGCGCCGGCCCGGGUGGGGGUGGCAGGGCGGGACUGGGGCUCCUCCCAGGCUCGGGUGCGGGCGCGGAGGGCGCGCGCUUCCUGGCCCCGCCCCCUGGCAGGUGCCCGCGACCCGCGUGUCCCCGUGCGCCUGGCCGCCUUGUCUCCUCUCCGCAGGUGCUGACCCGGCUGGGGGUCGCCGGCCAGUGGCGCUUCGUGGACGUGCUGGGGCUGGAAGAGGAGUCUCUGGGCUCGGUGCCAGCGCCUGCCUGCGCGCUGCUGCUGCUGUUUCCCCUCACGGCCCAGCAUGAGAACUUCAGGAAAAAACAGAUUGAAGAGCUGAAGGGACAAGAAGUUAGUCCUAAAGUGUACUUCAUGAAGCAGACCAUUGGGAAUUCCUGUGGCACCAUCGGACUUAUUCACGCAGUGGCCAAUAAUCAAGAUAAACUGGGAUUUGAGGAUGGAUCAGUUCUGAAACAGUUUCUUUCUGAAACAGAGAAAAUGUCCCCUGAAGACAGAGCAAAAUGCUUUGAAAAGAAUGAGGCCAUACAGGCAGCCCAUGAUGCUGUGGCACAGGAAGGCCAAUGUCGGGUAGAUGACAAGGUGAAUUUCCAUUUUAUUCUGUUUAACAACGUGGAUGGCCACCUCUAUGAACUUGAUGGACGAAUGCCUUUUCCGGUGAACCAUGGUGCCAGUUCAGAGGACACCCUGCUGAAGGAUGCUGCCAAGGUCUGCAGAGAAUUCACCGAGCGUGAGCAAGGAGAAGUCCGCUUCUCUGCGGUGGCUCUCUGCAAGGCAGCCUAAUGCUCUGUGGGAGGGACUUUGCUGAUUUCCCCUCUUCCCUUCAACAUGAAAAUAUAUACCCCCCCAUGCAGUCUAAAAUGCUUCAGUACUUGUGAAACACAGCUGUUCUUCUGUUCUGCAGACACGCCUUCCCCUCAGCCACACCCAGGCACUUAAGCACAAGCAGAGUGCACAGCUGUCCACUGGGCCAUUGUGGUGUGAGCUUCAGAUGGCGAAGCAUUCUCCCCAGUAUAUGUCUUGUAUCCGAUAUCUAACACUUUAAAUGGCUACUUUGGUUUCUGUCUGUAAGUUAAGACCUUGGAUGUGGUUUAAUUGUUUGUCCUCAAAAGGAAUAAAACUUUUCUGCUGAUAAGAUA
Molecule: messenger RNA, 1608 nt
Organism: Nomascus leucogenys (northern white-cheeked gibbon)
Lineage: Eukaryota; Metazoa; Chordata; Mammalia; Primates; Hylobatidae
Source: RefSeq, a predicted model, not a curated record